AUGUGGCCACUGAAACCCAGGGCCAGCAGACAUCACGCCAAAUGCAUAAUAGCAUUGGUCUGGACCGUGGCCGUGAUUACAGCGUUUCCGAUUCUCCUAGUUACGACAUUGGAACAGCCGUCGUUUUGGCAUCAGGAAUGCGGAUUCUACAUUUGCAACGAGAAAUGGCCAAGUGAGAACGUCCGGCAUUACUAUAAUGUAGCGUUGUUGGUGCUUCAAUAUUGCAUACCAUUCGCCGUCCUUCUAUUUACAUAUGUCAACAUUGGAGUGGUGGUGUGGGGCAAAAGGACUCCGGGGGAGGCGCAGAACUCCAGAGACGUUAGGAUGGCCAAGUCCAAGAGAAAAGUAACGCUUUCCGACAAGUUGCGACAUUUCGAAUCCUGUCACAUUUUGUUUUCGAAUUUUCCAGAUGAUAAAAAUGAUGGUUACUGUGGUCAUAGCGUUCACGGUUUGUUGGCUACCGUAUAA
Molecule: messenger RNA, 468 nt
Organism: Macrosiphum euphorbiae (potato aphid)
Lineage: Eukaryota; Metazoa; Arthropoda; Insecta; Hemiptera; Aphididae
Source: the annotation of a GenBank genome assembly